UCUACCUUUAGUCGGGCCCUCUGCUCCCUCCCAGCACCAUGCCUUACACCUGCUGCCUGCCGAACCUGAGCUGCCGCUCCAGCUGUGCCUCUCGGCCCUGCGUGGCCCCCAGCUGCCAUGGCUGCACCCUGCCCGGGGCCUGCAACAUCCCCGCCAAUGUGGGCAACUGCGGCUGGCUCUGUGAGGGCUCCUUCAAUGGCAACGAGAAGGAGACCAUGCAGUUCCUGAACGACCGCCUGGCCAGCUACCUGGAGAAGGUGCGCCAGCUGGAGCGGGAGAACGCCGAGCUGGAGGGCCGCAUCCAGGAGUACUGCCAGCAGCAGGUGCCCUACGUGUGCCCCAACUACCAGUCCUACUUCCGCACCAUCGAGGAGCUCCAGCAGAAGAUCCUGUGCACCAAAUCCGAGAACGCCAGGCUGGUGGUGCAGAUUGACAACGCCAAGCUGGCUGCGGAUGACUUCAGGACCAAGUACGAGACGGAGCUAGGCCUGCGCCAGCUGGUGGAGUCGGACAUGAAUGGCCUGCGCAGGAUCCUGGACGAGCUGACCCUGUGCAAGUCGGACCUGGAGGCCCAGGUGGAGUCCCUGAAGGAAGAGCUGCUGUGUCUCAAGAGCAACCACGAACAGGAGGUCAACACCCUGCGUUGCCAGAUUGGAGACCGCCUCAAUGUGGAGGUGGACGCUGCCCCCAACGUAGACCUGAACCGCGUGCUCAACGAGACCAGGAGCCAGUACGAAGCCCUGGUGGAGACCAACCGCAGGGACGUGGAGGAGUGGUUCACCACCCAGACCGAGGAGCUGAACAAGCAGGUGGUGUCGAGCUCUGAGCAGCUGCAGACGUGCCAGGCGGAGAUCAUCGAGCUGAGACGCACGGUCAACGCCCUGGAGAUCGAGCUGCAGGCCCAGCAUAACCUGAGAGACUCCCUGGAAAACACCCUGACAGAGACAGAGGCCCGCUACAGCUCCCAGCUGUCCCAGGUGCAGUGCAUGAUCACCAACGUGGAGUCCCAGCUGGCCGAGAUCAGGAGUGACCUGGAGCGGCAGAACCAGGAGUACCAGGUGCUGCUGGACGUGCGGGCCCGGCUGGAGUGUGAGAUCAACACAUACCGGGGCCUGCUGGAGAGCGAGGACUGCAAGCUGCCCUGCAACCCCUGUGCCACAACCAACGCCUCAAGUUGCGGCAAGUCCCUCGGGCCCUGCACCCCCUGUGCUCCCCCUGCUCCCUGCACACCCUGCGUCCCCCGGCCCCGCUGUGGGCCCUGCAACUCCUUUGUGCGGUAGAGCCCAGGCGCUGCCAGAGGAGCACAGAGGCAGGCCCAGCGUCCCAGAGUGUCCAGCAGGAUCUGGUCCAUUCCACGAAAAGCGUCUGAAAACAGUUUGUAAUGCUGGAGUCGGCCCAGUGGGGCAGCCAAGAAACUCGCCCAGCCUCCGCCCCCCUUGACUUCCUUGGGGCUGUCCCAUCUUUGCUUGCCCAGAGCAAGUGCCAGUGCCCUCCCUUGGAGCCUCCUAAUAAACUUCGUUUCCCUGGC
Molecule: messenger RNA, 1528 nt
Organism: Talpa occidentalis (Iberian mole)
Lineage: Eukaryota; Metazoa; Chordata; Mammalia; Eulipotyphla; Talpidae
Product: keratin, type I cuticular Ha1
Exons: 7
Coding region: 39-1280 (413 amino acids)
Molecular function (GO): structural molecule activity
Source: RefSeq, a predicted model, not a curated record